Molecule: messenger RNA, 666 nt
Organism: Effrenium voratum
Lineage: Eukaryota; Dinophyceae; Suessiales; Symbiodiniaceae
Source: the annotation of a GenBank genome assembly
AUGGCGAGAGCGUGGGAAACAAGGACCCCGUGGACGCCAGAUAACAAGAUUGAGCUGACCAGGCUUGGGCGGUUGCAAGGGGAAGCCGCGGGCGAGCAAGUCCGCAAGCUGGUUGGCAACUCAAGUGUGCGCUUCUUCUACUCGCCCUACAUACGGACGCGCCAAACUUUGCAAUGCAUCCUCCGCGCCUUCGAGGGCCAGCAGAUCGAGAUCUGCGCCGAGCCGCGGCUCCGGGAGCAGGACUUUGGGAACUUCCAAAACGUGGAGGCAAUGGAGAAGGUCUACAGCGAGCGGCAACAGUUCGGACGCUUCUACUAUCGCUUCCCCAACGGAGAGGCUGGCACGGAUGUCUUCGACCGCGUCAGCGACUUCUGGUCCAGCUUGCUGCGGUCCAUGGACAAGUCCCCAGUAGAGAACCUGGUGCUCGUGUCUCAUGGCCUGCUGAUGCGCAUUUUCUGCAUGGUCUAUUUCCACUGGACUGUGGAGGACGGUUCGAGCAGGUCUGGAACCCUUCCAACUGCGAGGUUUGGGCGCUGGAGAAGGAUGAGCUUCUGGGCAAAGGCAGCUACAACUUGGCCGGGCGCUGGCGCCCCUGCCCCCAGGGCGGUCGCUUCUGCGAGAUCCGCUUUGGGGCAAGGAAGAAUGAGCCGCUGUGGAGCCACAUGA